This is a messenger RNA of Daldinia decipiens, 1281 nucleotides long. RefSeq lists its product as uncharacterized. The transcript has a single exon. NCBI's taxonomy places the organism in Eukaryota, Fungi, Ascomycota, Sordariomycetes, Xylariales, Hypoxylaceae. The coding region runs from base 77 to 550 and encodes 157 amino acids. The record is from RefSeq and is a predicted model, not a curated record.
GGAAUCACAUCCAAACGACUCAAUAUUGCUAUAAUAAAUCACCUCGAAAACGCCAGCAUUGCGCAGUGCCUACCAGAUGGAAAUCUAUCUAGCUCGGAUCUCUCAGCAUGAUGACGGUACAUUUUACGUGGAGCGGAAGCAGGCGCCGAUUGACGCAGAGCACUACGUCGCCAUCUCUCACGCAUGGGGCCACCCGGAGACAAUCGAAGAAGUCCACAUCAAGGGAGUAGGAUUGUUAAGCUCAGCCCAGGCAAACCAUAUCUUCUAUUUAUUCUACACUGGCCCGACGUGUGCGGUACCGGGUGAUUCUGGCUGGAUCUCCUUUGUAUUGACCAGAGCGACGGAUCGCCUAUCAACAUUUCAGAUCAACUUAUGGCUAUCCCGGCCAUUUAUAGACAUAGCAUCAUCAUCGUCGUACUUAUCGAGUCGCUCGUAUGUCGCGAAUGGGUUGGUGAUGUUACUAACGCCGCAUACUAACACGUUAACGAUGCCGCUGUCUUCGAUGAGAAGGAGGCGCAUCACGCAAAGGAGUGUCCUAAUCUCGUGCUGAUGGACUCCUGGUUCGACCGCAUCUGGAUCCGACCCGAGGGGCUAUAUGCGACAAAGCUUACAAUGUCUAUACUUAACGAGGUAGAAUGCUGUCGUUUGCUAUCAUACAAGAAACAUGGGAGCUCCUGGCUUGCGGAACAGCAAGUCAGACAAAAAAGAAAAAGAAGCAGUGAACAACUUCAUUGAUGAUAAGAUGGUGUAUCAUGGAAUUAAUAGUAGCGGGGAUUUCCAAAUACGUAUGUCCGUCUAUAUAGAUUUGAUAUACAAGAACCAUAUAGAAGUCUCCUGGUACGGAGUUUACCGGGAGAAACUCUCGGGUUAGGUCAUUAUCACAUGAGUGUGUAACGUCCAAAUACAUACGGCCAUCUAUAACUUUGCGCAUCUUGUUAAUGUCAACAGCCUCCAGGAACAUAUUGCAUGUUUCGAGCGAACACUCAACAGAAGUUAUUAUGCCAUUUUGGAAUAUGCUUAUUAACCCGGUUGCGAGUAGAAACCAGGUAUCUUGCUGGAUUCCGACUACGAAGAAGUAUACUGGGAGACUCGGAGAAUUUGUGCCACGGCUGUGUACCCUUAGGAGAAGGACUGCCGGAGAACUCCUCUAUUUCUAAGCGGUGCCCAUUACUUUGAUAACCAUGAUGUACCUAGAUCUAUUACCAGAUGUCAAGGCGUAGCUAAAUUUUGAAUUUUGUUGGUUGGGGAGUUUCCCAGCUGCCCAUCGGGGCAGCCUACCAG